Molecule: messenger RNA, 1176 nt
Organism: Dermatophagoides farinae (American house dust mite)
Lineage: Eukaryota; Metazoa; Arthropoda; Arachnida; Sarcoptiformes; Pyroglyphidae
Source: RefSeq, a predicted model, not a curated record
AUGUAUAUUACAAAAUUAUUUUCUAACAUACACAAGACAACAGCAACAACAACAACAACAAUAGAUAAUGAACGAUUUUCAUCCAUUACAAAUAGUAAUAAUGAUAAUAAUAAUAAUUAUUAUAAUAAACACUGUGAUUAUCCAUUUUUGGCUGCCAUUAUUCAUAGAACUAAAAAAUAUAUCAUCUGUACAGGUGUUGUUGUCGGUAAGGAUAUUGAAAUUCUUGUCGAAGCAAAUUGUGUCACAAAAAUCAUUAUGAAUGAAGCAAAUUAUUUCAUUUACAUUGGCCACACAAACUGGAGUGAACAUGGAUCAUUGGAUAAAGAAUCUGUAUUUGAUAUAAAUGAAAUCAUUCUACAUCCAAUGAAUUACAAUGAGAAUGGAACACAACAAUAUUAUGGACCAAUGGAUGAUAUAGCUAUAGUGAAAAUUAUCAGUUCCAGUGGUAGAAAAAAAUUCAUUUCACGUGCAUUAUUAUUAUCGGUGGACACUAUUGACGUGUUACAUGAUUGUAAAUAUAUUGGCUGGAUGGAUAAUGAUACAAAAUUCAUAACAAUCGAUGCAACAAUUAUAAAUAAAUAUGAUGAUUGUCAAAAAUAUUUCAAAGAUUUUAAUCCAAAAACAAUGUAUUGUCUACAAAUAAAUAAUGAUUGUAAGAUUCGUAAUGGUCAUUUUUAUGGCCCAUUAAUAUGUUCAAUAGAAAGCCAUUCGUUUAAAAUUAAUAUUACAUUAUCGAUUACUUCAUUUGUUAUUGAAAAAUGUUCAACAUUAACUGGUAUAUCAUUUGAAACUGAAAAUCUGUUUAUAAGUUCAAAGUUGUUAAAUUUUCAAAAAUGGAUCAAUGAAAAAGUUAAAAAACCACUUUAUAUUGAGCCAAAUUCAUUUAUGGCUAUAACAACACAGACUGAAGAAAUUCCAAUCUACACAACAACAACUGCAAUAGCAACCGCAAUAACAACAACAAUGAUUAAUGGAAAUCAAAUCAAAUCAAUGACCAAACAACCUAGGAUUAAUCAAUCGAAAAAUAUUGAUAAUGAUGUUGGUGGAUGGAAAAUAAACAAUACAUUCCAUUAUCUGGCAUUAGAUCGUAUUAAUUGGGUACCUUGUAUCAUAUUUUUCAUAUUAAUGUUUAUGACUGUAUCGAUAUUUGCAUUACUUGAAUGUGCAUUUGUUUAG